This is a messenger RNA of Leucoraja erinaceus (little skate), 5148 nucleotides long. RefSeq names its product lin-7 homolog B (C. elegans) (gene lin7b). The transcript is spliced from 7 exons. Gene Ontology annotation, cellular component: cell-cell junction; MPP7-DLG1-LIN7 complex; synapse. The record is from RefSeq and is a predicted model, not a curated record. Gene Ontology annotation, biological process: maintenance of epithelial cell apical/basal polarity; protein localization to basolateral plasma membrane; neurotransmitter secretion. The coding region runs from base 1 to 840 and encodes 279 amino acids. NCBI's taxonomy places the organism in Eukaryota, Metazoa, Chordata, Chondrichthyes, Rajiformes, Rajidae. Gene Ontology annotation, molecular function: L27 domain binding.
AUGUGCGGGGAUAUUUGUCCACAGGGAGCUCGACCAUUGUUCAAUCACGUCGUCUCGCUGUGUACACAUUGGCCGCAGUCACUGCGUCUCGCCGUUGGUGCGGAGGUCCGCAGCGCCGCCAGUGGCGGGAGUGGGGGGAGCAGGGGGGAGCGGUUGCCAUGGCGCGGGGGGGGGGGGCGCGUCGCCAGGGCGGGUCACGUGACAGCGGCUUCACCAUGGCGGCGCGUGGCGGAGAAUCUGUCGUUGGAGAGAGAUGUCGCCAGGGCCAUCGAGCUGCUGGAGAAGUUACAGCGAAGUGGCAACGUCCCACCGCAGAAGCUGCAGACCUUGCAGCGAGUUCUUCAGAGCAAGUUCUGCUCCGCUAUCCGAGAGGUGUAUGAACAGCUGUACGAGACACUUGACAUCAGUGGCAGCCCCGAGAUCAGAGCUCAUGCGACAGCCAAGGCGACGGUGGCAGCGUUUGCAGCCAGUGAGGGGCACGCUCACCCUCGCGUUGUGGAACUUCCCAAGACCGACGAGGGGCUCGGCUUCAACAUCAUGGGCGGGAAGGAACAGAACUCCCCCAUCUACAUCUCCCGGAUCAUUCCCGGAGGAGUCGCUGACAGACACGGGGGACUGAAACGUGGAGAUCAGCUUCUCUCCGUUAAUGGAGUGAGCGUGGAGGGGGAGCAGCACGAGAAGGCAGUGGAGCUGCUGAAGGCGGCACAGGGCACAGUGAAGCUGGUGGUGCGUUACACGCCCAAGGUGCUAGAGGAGAUGGAGGCUCGCUUUGAGAAGAUGAGGACAGCUCGGCGCAGGCAGCAACACACCAGCUACUCGUCGCUGGAAUCAAGAGGAUAGCCACCCCGAGUUCCUGUUUCCAGAGGCGGGCCUGCUACCAAGCAUGUGACAGCUGUUGUGCGUGUAGCCAAGUGGCCCCAAACUUUAGGUCUGACCAUGAAAAACGACGCGCUUAAUUACACUGUUCAGAGGUAUCAUCUUUUCAUGCGUAUGUUGUUGGGAGAGAUUUGUGGGGUUGGUGGAGAUGUGUGGUGGGUGAUGCAGUGCAGUACUGUGAUCGUGGUGUGGCUGAGCAAACGUCAGGGACAUUUCUUGUUUAAGGUGAUACCCCUUUACAUAUCAUGAGCUUACAAAGGGCUGGAAUGCCCAGCUGGCAAAGGUGUUUACUCCUAGUUCUUGUGAAUUGACCGACAUGUUUUCACCACUUCUCUCCUUUCCCUGCGAUCAAUGGCUUCUUUCAUUCCGAGGCUUGAGGUAACAUUUAAACGCCAUGAUUUGAGUUCUUCAUUCAUUAAUAAGAAUUCCACUGGCAAAGGUGUUUGGUUGGAUGAGAGAUCUGUUUAGGAUGAGGGCCACAAGUUUACAUUUAACAUUUAUAUUUUAAGACAUUUCUAUUUAGCAAGCAAACGAGGUUUAUGUUUGUUCGACUUGAGGUUUUGUUCCUCUCAGUAUGAAUUUGGCUUUGUUUGAUGGGAUAGGGUCGGGUAAACAUGCACCGGACCCCGUUAUCUGAGAGAUUUGUUACCUAUUGAAAUUGCAGAGGCAUUAUUUAAUAAUUUGGAACUCUGAAGAAAAUUGCAUCUAUUUGUGGAAAAGCAUUAAAUGCGAAACGACUGAGGUUGAUUUAUGAUUCAGGUUCUGCCACGGAUUGUUCCAUUCCCAAUAGAAUUCCGUCUCCUCCCCCACUCCUCCCCCCAGUCCUCCAACAAGAAAUAUCUGGCAAACAAUUGUAUAACAGCACUAAUUAUUUUUGUCUUUGUGUAAGCAACUGACUGCAGUUUACCUGAAAAAAGCAUUGAUCUGAUGUGAACCUGGUUCCUUCUGGGCAGAUGGUGUCAGCCUGUAAAGUUGUGCCGUUGUAUCCUGGCUCAGACCCUGGUUCGAACCCUGACCCACAGACUACGUUGUCCUAAUGGGUUACAUAUGUUGAAGCCUCUCCUUAGCUGACUUUCUCGUGGUUCAGUCUGCCCUCCCGCCCCUCCCUCCUGGAUUUGUUGUAUUCUGGUAAAGAUGUGGACUGCCAUAGUUCAUCAUCCAUCCUUCAAGGUACAGCAAUCACCUUUCCUACCGGGCCCGUUACUGGUUGUGUUGUGAAUGUAGCACCGACCAUUUUCUCACUGGGAUGAGCAGAAUCCUGCCCUGGCUCCCUUCAAUCUCUGCUGUUCUUACUGAAGUAGUUACUGAAGGCCAUUGUGCCCAUCAGGCUAGUACUGUGCCAGUGAUGCUGCCCACCUGGCUGCUUACUGUCACAGUCAGUGCAUCAGGUUCUCAUGGUAGCAGUUGUAUCUGCCCAGCUGAGUGGAACAGAGUGACCAGUAAUUGGUGCACAUCUUCGGGAGAUCUAGGAAUAUUUCUUGUGAGGCAUGUUGUUUAUUAGCAGUAUUUCCUUAAAAUGUACCUCAAACUGUGAAGGAGUUACAAUACAAUAGGAAGAGUCUGUUCAUGUGAUUCAGAUUCAGAUUCAGAUUCAAUUUUAAUUGAUAGGAGCAGAAUUAGGUCAUUUGGGUCAUUUAGGUCAUUUGCCUCUUCAAGUCUACAGCGCCAUUCAAUCAUGGCUGAUCUAUCUUUCCUUCUCCCCAUAACCACUGACACCCUGACAGUUUUGUUUCAGUACCUGGAAGUCCUGUGCUACUGUCCAUGGUGGCUGCUGUGCAGAUUUCUUUACCUCAACAAGAGCAUUCAAUGUUUCCGCAUCAUUCACGAUAUGGUACGGCAAGGGAAGUGGAAAUGGAGGUUUCAAACACACACAGUGGAUUAAUGCUCUCUGCUGUCCAACCUUCAGAUGCUAGCUGAUCCACACUCUAUGCUUCACCCAAUUUCUAUUUGAUAAUUCCCUUGUGUUUAUUUUGUUUCUCUUCAGAUGCACUGAUACUUUUCACCCAUUAUGAACUGCUAGCAAGUUCCAGCACCUUGAGUGAAAUUCCUCUUUGAUUAUUAGACUUUUGAAUAUGGCUGCCUGAUUUUGGUCCGUGCACAAGUGAAACAUAUUUAGAACUAUGUUUUCAAACUCUUUUGUAAUUUCCUCUGCCAUUUCUGUAGAAGCAGCUGCAGUUGCCCCCACCUUGUGUAUCUUGGUUGCGAUCAGCAUCAUUCUCACUCCCAUCCCAGGCUUUAAAUGCUGCCUCGUUACUUGAGUUCUGCUCUGUCCCAGCGGUUUGCUGUCAACUGGGAGGGAGACCUUGGAUUCUGACCCCUCUGCGAAUGGAAACAAUGCCCCUGUAAAUACCCACGCAACUAGUCAGCUUGUGGGAAUGCCCUGACCAACUCCUCAAUGCAUUGAAUUCUCAGAACAAACAACCCUUUGGAUUGUAAUGUUUCAAAAAUAGUUCUCACUCUUCAGCCUGAAUUAGUCUUAACCGUGCUGUAAAAACACUAAAUAGAUAGCAGAAGCCAGGACAGCUUAUCUGGCUGUUUGGGCUGAGCUGACCACCAGAGGUUAGUGCUGGUCUAAGCUCAGUUAUUGGCCAAAACCAGGCAGCAGUGCACCAACACAGAGGGCUCCUGGACAAGUGUCAACUAAAUAAACACAAACUGGUAUGUAGAGGAAAGAAUGAUCAGAAUGUACAGCACAUGAAAUCACUUGUCUGUUCCAUUACAGUUCCUGAGGCUCAUUCAGCGCUACUUCUACUUGGUGGAUUGUAGACUUUCACAAGCUCAUUCAGAUACUUCAUUAAUGCCGUCAGGGGUCUGACCACAUACACACAUCUCUCUGGACCAUAAUCCCUUCCCUCAGCAGUACUCUAGUCCUCACUCACGUACAUCAGUACAGGUACCUGUGGUUAUUGGCUGCUCUGCUAAGUGAAGUAGAUCCUUCCCAUUCCCCAACAAGACCUCGUGUCAUUGUAUAUACCUCAGGUCAAUCUUCCCUCAGUGUCUACAGUUCCAAAACAUAACCCAGACCUCUCAGUCUUUCCUUCAAACUAAACGUAGCAUAAAUCUCCCCAAACCCAUGUCACUGCACUGGUGUGGAUCCCAAAGGGCAAGGAGCUGAACAGUGUUGUUGUUGAACUGUCCUUGCUUGUUCCUCACCCCCACAGGGCAAGUGGGAUUGGGGGUAACUGGAGGAAAGUCCUCAACAGGCCACGCUCUAGUGUGGAGAGAGGAAGGUUUCCCCACCAUUGACGUGGAACGUUAACCCUUUCUCGUUCUGUAUCCACGGGCUGUGUGACUCGGCACUUCAUGCUUUCAGCAUCCAUGCUUCUUUGCUUUGGAUCAAUUGUCGGCACCUCUUACUGUAGUGCAGAGUUACUCUGGGCAGUCAUGAAGAGUGACCAGUGUGGAAUCUCACAGUGACCAUUCGCCAACUAUCCCCCAUACAGACGUGUGUGACAUCUUCCAUUCAUUGCCAGUAUUUCAACUGUAAACCAUUAGAUGCAGUGUCAUACCUUCCUAACAAACUUGUGAAAUAUUGUAUAACUUGAACAUAUCGUGUGUGUUAACUGGAAACUGAUAGCAGGAUGUCAGUAAAUCCUUCACAUAUUUAACUGUACCACUGUACUGAUAUAAGAUGCACUGAUCUAUAUUAUAAGCAGCUGAAGUCUUUAAUGUUUCCAUAAUCCUUUCACAUAGCUGCAGUCUAAUUUAUUGUCUAAUAAAAUAAUAUAUUAUUUAACGCAGUGAAGAAGGCCCAGGUGUUUAUUUUGCAUGAGAUCGUGUGCUGUAGGAGAGGCGAGUUCAUUUUGUGACUGUACUUUGGCCAGUUAGACUGGAGGUGAAUGGGCAAUUUCCCCUCUCACCAAACUCUCUGUAUUUCACACACACACACGCGCACACACACACACACACACACACACACACACACACACACACACACACACACACACGGUGGGGAAUAACUGAGUGUGUCUCAUGGCUCUCCAACCAAACGCAGUCACGUUCCAUGCAUAAUUCACAAGUUGAUAUCCUCCACUCAUUUCACCUUCCUGGAGUAUUCACCUUGCUUUUAUUAGGAGUUGGCAUAACUUUAUAUCCUCCACCCUUGGUGUUUUCCGAUGGUGUGCGCUGGACUGUUGCUGUGACUCCGGGUUACAACCGGUCACAUCUCAGCCAGUUGGUUGGCUGAUGCACGAUGUUCAAUACUUUGUUCAGAUCUGAGUCCGUGAGUGUUCCACGAGACCCACACUUCCCCACGUCUGUGUGUGAACUACA